AUGCCUGGCCUCUCCACCUCCCCCGCCUUCAAGCAUAUCACCAUCACCAAGCUACACCCUACAUUCGGCGUCGAGAUAAGCGGUGUAGACUUCUCGCGACCAGUGGAGGGAGAAAUCUUUCAAGACAUUCUAACUGCAAUCACACAGUAUGGUGUCUGCGUGUUUCGGAAUACGGGACUCGACGAUGCACGUCACGUUGCCUUUGCAGGGCAAUUUGGCGAGUUGGACGAUGUGACACCCUACACGGCUGGUGGUCGCGCGCAUCGACUCUCCGAUGUCCGCCUGUUUGAUGUGGGUAAUAUCAACCUAGACGGAAUGGUGUUUGCACUGGACAAUGUCCGUCGGGAGUGGAAUAAGGGAAAUGGACUCUUCCACGUAGAUUCAAGCUUCAACCCCCGACGAGCAGGGUACUCGUUACUCCGGGCGCACGAACUUCCACCCGCAGGGAUGGGCGGAGAAACCGAAUUCGCCGACGUGCGAACAGCCUUUGACGAGCUACCGACUUCGUUCAAGGAUGAACUGCGAGAAAAGGACUAUAUAGCAGCCCACUCGCUCUGGCAUUCGCGUAAAAUGGCUGCGCCCACGACGUUCACCGACAUCAAUCCGGACGAGUAUCCGAUGGGACGACAUCGCCUGGUCCAGCGACAUGAGGGAUCGGGUCGAGAGACGCUGUAUAUCGCUGCACAUAUUCACCACAUCGAGGGGAUAGACGCGGAAGCAUCGCAGUCGUUAUUCAAUCGGCUCUUCCAACAUGCCACGCAGUCCAGCUAUGUGCUUCGCAUUGGGUGGGAACAAGCCGGGGACUUGAUUCUGUGGGAUAAUACCAGUGUGAUGCACCGAGCGGUCGGGGGAAGCUUUGAAGGCAAGUUUCGACGGGAUAUGCGACGGGCGACGGUGCAUGAUGGGAGUGGCUCGGCGUGGGGGUUGAAUGAGCGGAGUGAAGUGCGGCAGGGAUUGCCGUGA
This is a messenger RNA of Penicillium daleae, 963 nucleotides long. Its product is annotated as TauD/TfdA dioxygenase family protein. NCBI's taxonomy places the organism in Eukaryota, Fungi, Ascomycota, Eurotiomycetes, Eurotiales, Aspergillaceae. The record is from RefSeq and is a predicted model, not a curated record. The transcript is spliced from 3 exons. Gene Ontology annotation, molecular function: oxidoreductase activity. Bases 1 to 963 code for a protein of 320 amino acids.